This is a messenger RNA of Schistosoma mattheei, 1359 nucleotides long. The record is from the annotation of a GenBank genome assembly. Lineage: Eukaryota; Metazoa; Platyhelminthes; Trematoda; Strigeidida; Schistosomatidae.
AUGAAUAAAAUUAGUGAUGGGAAUCCACAAACAUUUGGUACUAUGAAUCUAGUAAACACACCAACUCAUCCUCAAAUAAGUUUGCGUUUAUUGAAUGAAAGAAAUAAAGAAAUUCUGUCAGCUUUUGUCGGUUCACAUAUACGCUUGGAUGCCUUACUACGUAAUCCCUCAGGAUCAUAUAAACAUAUUGCUGCUGAAUAUUGUUAUGGUAACAAUCGAUCUCUACAUUCUGAUUAUUUCUCAAGUGAUAUAGGCACUUUGCUUAUUGAUCACAGAUGUUUACAUAAGAAACCGUUAUUAACUGCCAAAUUUUCAAGUAUUGGUUUAUUGAAUGGGCAUUUGCAAACAGAAUUAUUUCAAGCUUUUCGCUUGGGUAAUAUGACUUUAGUAUUUUUUACUUGUGUAUUCAGAAUAUGUCAAUUACCUACAGACUGUGAACAGACAAAGUGUAAAACAGAUGAUGGAAUACAAAAAAUUCAUCCAACCGAAAUAAAUGAAAAAGACAAUAUCAUACCAUUUCUAAGUCAAAUUAUAAAUAAUAAUUCAAAGAAUAACUACUUACAUCAUAUCUACAAAGGUGACGGUUACUUUUUCCAUGUUCAAACAUACGCUCAUAUUGAAGUAAAUGAAAGACACCCUAAACUAACAUAUAGUACUAAUAACAAUGGAUUAAAUCCAAAUUAUUUAAUAUCAAAUCAUCAAUUAGAUAUGAAAACCACUUCAUCAUUACAAUCAACACGUGAUCGAUCAUUAUGUAAUUAUACUUUAUGUUUAACAACAAUUCAUUUAAGCUGGAUAUUACUUGGAUUAUUUAUACUACUUAUUUUAUUCUGUAUCACUUUAAUAUUAAUUUAUCGUAAAUAUCGAUUGUUUUUACAAAGAAGAACAUUGAAUCUUCUUGGAAAACAUCAACAACAAAAUCAAUCUAUAAAAAAAUCAUUAUCAAUUUUAGCAAAAAAUGAUUAUAGUGAACAUUCAAGUCCAUCAAGAAUAUAUAAUAAAGAAUAUUAUCAAACUAAUUAUUUAUUAAAUCCAGAUUUACCAUUUAAUUCAACAUUAUUAACUACAGAUAAUUUAGAUAUGAAAUCAUCUUUUCAAUUAAAUCCAUUAACACCUUCAUCGAUUAUAUCAUCAAGUUCAAUUCAAUCUGUAUUAUCACUACCUCCAUUAUUAGCUACAUGUACAAUUGGAUCAUUAAAUCAUUUAAAUGGGAAAUUAAAUAUCUGUGAACCAACUUAUUCUACAAAUAAUAAUAAUAAUAUGACAUUAAUUUUAAAAAAUUCUGAUACAUCUAAACAUGAAACAAUCCAUUGUGAUAAUUCAGAUCUAUUUUAUCAUACAGUAUCUUCAACAAUUUAG